CUCGGAGUCCGGGAACAGGCCCAGGCUUUUCAAAAAUCUCGAUCUCUACUGGAUGGAGAGAAUCGGGUGUGUGGUGUCAAAAAUAUAGUAACUCCUUGCGUAUUAACGUUAAUUCUAAAACUAAAACUUCAACAUGUUUCAGUUAUGCGAGUUGCCUCUGGGCCUUAGGUCGUGAAACUAGUAGCUGUUCGUACAUUAAAAAUUUCCUCAUUUAUGUCUGUCCCUGUUAGGUAUGUGUGUGUCUAGUAUAAAAGGAGUCGUUAGCGAUCAGUCUGGGUCGACCGGCACCGUCUGUCCUUAUUCAUUCUUGCCUUUUGCCACCUUUAUUAUUGUUGUAUUUACUAUUCGGAUAAACGUAAUAUUCUAUUCCUGUAUUAUUCUGUUUGUCACUAGAUAUCAAUCUCGUGUAGCCUUUGCACUUUUAAACAAAGUUUUGGCUGAUUUUUCUGAUCGAAUUCCUCAAAGUUCUUGGGCAUUAAUUCAAAGUGAGAGGGAUUGUAAUUAUGACCAAUUGCCAAUGUUUCUUACAAAAUGGCAAAAUCCACGGGAAGCUGAUGCUCUUACUCGUGUUCAGGAUGAAGUAGAAGAAACCAAAGUUGUUUUGCACAAUACAAUGCAGUCAGUUUUGGAACGUGGAGAAAAACUUGAUGAUUUAAUUAAAGCAAGUGAAAAUUUGUCUGAUCAAAGCAAAAUGUUUUAUACGCAAGCGAGGAAAAUGAAUAGAUGCUGCAAUUAUGUUUAG
Meloidogyne enterolobii is the source of this 742-nucleotide messenger RNA. NCBI's taxonomy places the organism in Eukaryota, Metazoa, Nematoda, Chromadorea, Rhabditida, Meloidogynidae. The record is from the annotation of a GenBank genome assembly.